GGUGUUGUGCUUGUAAAAGUGUUCUGGUGCUCUCCGUUUCAAAGUACGGCAGUUUAUAUGAUCCACAAUGUCAUAUAACUACGUCGUGACGGCCCACAAGCCGACUGGCGUGUCUGCCUGCGCUACAGGCAACUUCACGUCACCGGAUGAUAUCAACCUUAUCCUCGCCAAAAACACUCGCAUCGAGAUUUAUGUCGUUUCCCCAGAAGGCCUCAGGCCUGUCAAAGAGAUCGGCAUUUAUGGGAGGAUAAGUAUUAUGAAGCUUUUCAGACCGCCGGGGGAGAAGAAAGACCAAAUGUUUUUCUUGACGGCGAAGUACAAUGCGGCAAUACUGGAAUGUGUCCACUACGGGGACAGCAUCGAAAUUAUCACCAGAGCACACGGCAACAUUGCUGACACCUUCUCGAGGCCGUCUGAGACAGGCAACAUUUGUAUUAUAGACCCUGAAUGCCGGGUAAUUGGCCUUCGUCUGUAUGAUGGGCUUUUCAAGGUCAUUCCUUUGGACAAAGACAACAGGGAACUGAAAGCCUUCAACAUCAGGAUGGAAGAACUGACAGUGCAAGACAUGGAAUUCUUGCAUGGCUGCAAGACCCCCACUAUUGUGCUGCUCCAUCAGGACAGCCAGGCGCGACACAUGAAGACCUAUGAGGUGUCGCUCAAGGACAAGGAGUUUGUGCGGGGUCCCUGGAAGCAGGACCAUGUGGAAAGUGAGGCAAACCUUGUUAUUGCCGUGCCGGAGCCCUUCUGUGGCGCACUCAUCAUUGGCCAGGAGUCAAUCACUUACCACAAUGGUGAUCAGUUUUACGUCAUCACGCCCCAUCUCAUUCGACAGAGCACCAUUGUUUGCUAUGGAAAGGUGGAUGCCAAUGGGUCCCGGUAUCUGCUGGGCGACAUGGCGGGUCGACUGUUCAUGCUGCUGCUGGAGCGGGAGGACAAGAUGGACGGCACCACGGCCGUCAAGGAUCUCAAGCUGGAGUUUCUGGGAGAGAUCACCAUUGCAGAGUGCAUCACCUACCUCGACAACGGCGUCGUGUAUGUUGGAUCCCGUCUUGGCGACUCGCAGCUCAUCAAGCUCAACUCUGAGCGCAAUGACCAGGGUUCCUUCGUGGAGAUCAUGGAGGUGUUCACCAACUUGGGUCCCAUCGUUGACAUGUGCGUGGUGGACUUGGAGCGGCAGGGUCAGGGCCAGCUUGUGACCUGCUCGGGGGCCUUUAAGGAGGGCUCGCUGCGCAUCAUCCGCAACGGCAUUGGCAUCCACGAGCAUGCCAGCAUUGACCUGCCUGGCAUCAAGGGCAUGUGGCCUCUGAGGGUGGGGCCUGGUGUAGCGCCACACGGUGGGGACGGUAGGGACACUGGGGACAUCGCCGAGCGUGACAACACACUGGUGCUCUCCUUCGUGCGCCAGACUAGGGUUCUCAUGCUCAGUGGUGAAGAAGUAGAAGAGACGGAGCUGGCUGGCUUUGACACAUCCCAACAAACCUUCUUCUGUGGCAAUGUUCGCAACAAGCAACUUAUUCAGGUCACCGCAGCAGCUGUACGUCUGGUUGACAGUCAGACUAAGCAGUUGCUGAACGAGUGGAAGCCACCAGGCGCACGUAACAUAAGUGUGGUGACAUGCAACCAAAGCCAAGUGGUGUGCGCCGUCCGGAAGGAAGUCUUCUGCUUGGAAAUCGGGGAUGGCGUCCUGAAUCAAAUCAGUAACUCGGAGCUGGAAAAUGAGGUUGCCUGCCUGGACAUAACUCCCCUUACGGAAGGGGCUGAGAAGUCGACGUUAUGUGCUGUGGGCCUCUGGACGGACAUCUCCAUUCGCAUCCUGAGCCUGCCCUCUCUUCAGCAACUUCAGAAAGAGAACAUUGGAGGCGAGAUAAUCCCAAGGUCUAUACUGAUCGCAACGUUUGAAGGCAUUCAUUAUCUCCUCUGCGCCCUUGGAGACGGCUCGCUCUUCUACUUCCAGCUUGAAGCCACAACAGGUGCCCUCACAGAGAGGAAAAAGGUCACCUUAGGCACACAGCCAACAGUGCUGAAGACAUUCAAGUCACUCUCAACGAGCAACGUGUUUGCCUGCUCUGACAGGCCUACAGUAAUCUAUUCGAGCAAUCACAAGCUAGUGUUUUCCAAUGUGAAUCUCAGGGAGGUCAACCACAUGUGCCCUCUGAACUCUGAAGGUUACCCAGACAGCCUCGCCCUCGCCAAUGACAACACCCUGCUCAUUGGUACCAUUGAUGAGAUUCAGAAGCUUCACAUUCGAACUGUGCCUCUUGGGGAGCUGCCGAGGAGGAUUGCCUACCAGGAAGCAACGCAAACGUUUGGGGUUAUCACCAUCCGCAAUGACAUCUUGGGCAGUAACGGCCUGACACCAGUGAGGCCCAGUGCGAGCACACAAGCCCAGAACGUUACCUACAGUUCCCACAUGAGCACAGUCUUCAAGCCAGGAUCAGUGAGUACCGGCAAUGACCAGCUUGGCCAAGAAGUUGAAGUUCACAAUCUUCUUAUCAUUGACCAGCACACGUUCGAAGUGUUACAUGCCCACCAGUUCAUGCAGACAGAGUAUGCGAUGAGCAUCGUGUCAACUCGGCUAGGGAAUGACCCCAACACCUACUACAUUGUUGGAACGGCAAAUGUGCUUCCCGACGAGUCGGACCCCAAGCAGGGUCGCAUAGUAGUCUUCCACUGGGUGGAUGGCAAGCUUGAACACGUAGCGGAGCAGGAGAUCAAAGGGGCACCUUACUCCAUGCUGGAGUUCAACGGCAAGCUUCUGGCUGCUGUCAACAGCACAGUUCGCCUGUUUGAAUGGAACGCGGAGAGAGAACUGCGGAAUGAGUGCAGUCACUUCAACAACAUUUUGGCACUCUACUUGCGUGCCAAGGGUGACUUUGUGCUCGUUGGGGAUCUCAUGCGGUCCAUGUCCUUGCUGGCGUACAAGCCCCUGGAGGGAAACUUCGAGGAGAUUGCGAGAGACUUCCAGACCAACUGGAUGACCUCUGUGGAGAUUCUAGAUGAUGAAACUUUCCUCGGGGCAGAGUCUACGACAAACCUGUUUGUUUGCCAGAAGGACAGUGCGGCCACGACCGAUGAAGAGCGGCAGCACCUGCAGGAAGUGGGGCAGUUUCACCUGGGAGAGUUUGUCAAUGUCUUCAGGCAUGGCUCACUCGUAAUGCAGCAUCCUGGCGAGACAUCCUCACCCACGCAGGGCUCUGUGCUUUUUGGCACCAUCCAUGGUGCUAUUGGUCUUGUGUCUCAGUUGCCUGCAGACUUCUACACCUUCCUUUCUGAGGUUCAAGAAAAGCUUACAAAAGUGAUCAAGAGUGUGGGAAAGAUUGACCAUGCUUUAUAUCCUUUUUUCUCAACGGAGAGGAAGACAGAGCAAGCAACAGGUUUCAUAGAUGGCGACCUCAUCGAGAGCUUUCUCGACCUCAGUAGAGACAAGAUGCAGGAGGUUGUUCAGGGAAUCCAGAUGGACGAUGGCAGUGGCAUGAAGAGGGACACUAGCGUGGAUGACCUUGUGAAAAUCAUUGAAGAGCUGAGUCGUAUUCAUUGAGAGUGGUUGUGUGUGUGCGUGUUGUUUUUCAGGGCUUUCCCACAAACUGCGUCAUUUGCCCUCACUAGUUGCCCUAGUACUUCCGUCAUCACUGUUCAUCGUUCUUAAAAAACACACGUCUGCCACCAUUAGACCAUACCUUGCUUUUCUCUCCCUUGAAGAUGUCAUUUUCGCUUUUUUUUUUUUUUUGAGGUUCAUUUUGUCCAAGCAGCUCAGCGCAAGGGAGCACCGGUUUGCUGUGGGAGCGUCUUGUGUCCACUUUGUUCGCCCAAUAUUGUAUGCGUAGAUUCACGGAUACAAGUUCGUCCGCUGUUAGGGGGCACACAUCGUUAGUGUUUCACUAACGGUAGCAUGUUUAGUAUAACACAAAAGCCCCCAGACUUAUUUUUUAUGAUUAAUAUGUUAUUUUAUAAGUUGCGCAUGUUUAAAAUUAAUCUAAUUAUGUAUUGAUUAGGUGUUUCUUCUAACGGUGGGCUUCUCUAUACCUUGUGGUAUGCACUGGCUACAAAACCAAUUGCCUACAAUCCUUACAUGGUCCUUCGUUUUAGUCAUGGGGUCUGAAAGGCUUCAAAUACAGUAAAGAAAUCAGUGUUCGAAAGAGAGGAGCAAAUGCCAUCAUGCUACAGUCUUGAAAAGGGCGUCAAAGCUGUGAUGAAAUGUGUAGUGGAUGACGACGCGCCACUUUUUUUUUUUACGGGCAUUUGACUGAAGAAACUGGGCGCAGCUUCCGGUAUUGAGGAAGCUCUAUUUGCAUCAUCUUGGUUUGCUUCAUUGUGGGAGUUUCUGCCCCCAAGUACAUUGUCUAACACAGUUUUUAAUUGCCACAAACACAUUUUACACGCUUUAAGUCGGCACUUCACAUGGGGUCACAUGUAACUAUUCUCACCUGGCCUACUUGCUGGUAAACCCUUGAGGAAAAUAGUUUAGUUGAAGAUUGACUUUCCUCUUAGGAAGUUUAUUAUAGCCAGAAUUUUCUUACUUUGGAUUCAAGAGCUGGCUUGUUCAUCCAUUUUUCACUAUGGAUGAACAAGUCUUGUAUAGAACAAUGAAUUGCAGAGUGGAUCCGGCAUCCGACAUCAACCAGUGUGUCACCAAGAUUGAAUUACUGCCGCAUUUUUGUCAUACUUGGCCCAUCGUUUGGCAUCAACCUUGCCUAGAGCAUUUCAUCCACUUUAGGACAUGAUCAUUGUCUGCUGAAGAGCUGUACACCACUCGAGUGCUCCUGCCAAACAGUGCUGUGGUGUGUACAAUGUGAGGAAAUUUGCUCGCUACCUGCUUUAUUUUUUCAGCACUGGUUUCUUCCUGGCAUGAUCAGAGGCAUGGGCGUCGGCAGGGGGGUGCAAAAGCUGCACUCGCCCCCCUCAUCCCUCACCAGUGCAUGCCCUUUCUCAGACGAGAUGCAACACUGGUUUGCACUCCACAAAAGGAAAUUCUGCCGACAACCAUGAUUACAGGAAAAGUUUGUUGCUAUUUGUAGACUGAAAUUUUUUUUUUUAGCAAAGCAUUACACGAUGCACCCAAUAUGUGCAACAAUUUAAGUUCUGGCAAGGUAAUAGCUGCCUUACAGAAAGCUGUGUAGGCACGUUCAUAAGCAAGAUCCCGUCCUCACGUGCCGUGUUCCGUAUUCGAAAAUUGCUCGCAAUUCAGCGUUAAAUAGUGCUUAUUAAAAUUAUCAUUGUUUUGUGGCUAUACAUGUUUAAUUAUCAUUAUUCUGGUUUUCCUAAACUACCUAGAAGCUAACAAAAAAAAUAAAGGCACACUCGUGAGGCUGAGCUCUGAGACGAGUGCUAAUAGCUUGCAUAAGUUACUUCAGAAUUGCUUCCUUAUAUAUAUAAUUGGUUGGCAUCAUUAAGCCAUAUUUGUGAGUGUUUCCCAUGUGCAAUUAUGUGCUUCAUAGAUACACCCAUGAUAGAGGUUUGCCCUUAUUUACAGACUUACUCACUUUCAACAGCAUCGACUAACUUUUUUAAAUUUCAUUAACACCCCUUUCAAUGCCCAUAAAUUGCCAGUCACUUGAGGGCUAAUGUAAGGAUAAUAGUGAAGGAGUUAGGCCAGGCACCUUUAGCAUCAUCCAAAGUGUGUUGUACCAAUCAUAAACCUGUUCGAUACGCCAGCAGAAAUGAUAUUGAAUUGUGUGGAACUGCAAAUCGGCAAGAAGCUUUCUCAUUUUGUGUAACUGUAUCACAAAAGAUGCGCCAUUGUGCAUUGUAUCACCACCAUAGUUUUUCAGUUACAUCACUGCCAAAGGAAUGUAUAAAGUUUUUAUUUUGACAUUGAAAACAAAUGAGUGAACUACAUUUCUGUAGCGGUUGGAACGAGCUGUGGUUACCAUCGAUUUAAUUUUUUUUUAACAUUUUCUGCGAAAUAUUUUUCUGACAUUCUUUUGAGAGGCACUUGUUUAGUUUCUGUUUAAUAUCCUAUACUUCACAGAUUUGCAUUGUGAAGUGUGUAAUUUAUGGCAUCUUAGGCUUCACUUUGGGUUAAUAUCGUGUUGCAGCAUACGUGCAAUCUUGAGUUAAGUUUGAUUGUGCUCGUGCAAGACCUAUUCUCCUGUCAAAGCGGUGAUCCAUGACAAUAAGUUGCGAGAAAUUUGCUUUGUGAUGCAUACACUGCAAUGUGUAAACUGUGAAGGUGCAGAUUGGCGUGGAGCCGCAGUUUUUCCCAAGUUUUACACAAGAACACUUGUACAGAUUUAUUUUCCCGCUGUGCUUUUUAAAUCUUUCUGCUUGUGUUGUGUUCUCUUUCGCAGCUUGCACAGAAUUGUGGACAGUGAAAAGAAUAAAGGUUUAUAUGUUGAAAUAAUUCAAACAA
Messenger RNA from Rhipicephalus microplus (southern cattle tick), 6349 nucleotides. RefSeq names its product DNA damage-binding protein pic (gene pic). Gene Ontology annotation, molecular function: protein binding; nucleic acid binding. The record is from RefSeq and is a predicted model, not a curated record. NCBI's taxonomy places the organism in Eukaryota, Metazoa, Arthropoda, Arachnida, Ixodida, Ixodidae. Gene Ontology annotation, cellular component: nucleus.